Molecule: messenger RNA, 1578 nt
Organism: Arabidopsis thaliana (thale cress)
Lineage: Eukaryota; Viridiplantae; Streptophyta; Magnoliopsida; Brassicales; Brassicaceae
Product: Pathogenesis-related thaumatin superfamily protein
Exons: 3
Coding region: 301-1251 (316 amino acids)
Biological process (GO): defense response
Source: RefSeq, marked reviewed
UUGAGAUUUUUUCUUGAAGCCGACCAAAAAAAGGAGAAAUCUAGCAGGCUAAUGUUUAUUCUCUCUUUUCUUUUUGUCAGAGGCUCAUUUGUCAGUAACCAUUUGAUCAACGGCUAAAUCCUAUAUCCACUAAAAUUCAACCACGUCAUCAGACAUACCAAUAUACAGCAACACUUGAUUGUAGCUAAUAAAAAGAUCGUCAACAGAAUUAACUCUUUAAAUCACUUCUCUGUUAUACCUCUCUGUUUCGCUCCCUGAAGAAGAAGAAACAGAGCGUUCAGAUUUCUCUUCAACAUAAUCAUGGCAUUGACCUUCUUCUUCUUGUUAUCGAAUUUGUUCUUCUCCGGAGUUAUGUCAAGGAGCUUCACAUUUUCAAACAAAUGCGAUUACACAGUGUGGCCGGGAAUUCUAUCUAACGCCGGAGUUUCUCCAUUACCAACCACCGGCUUCGUCCUCCUGAAAGGCGAGACGCGUACAAUCAACGCACCGUCAUCAUGGGGGGGUCGUUUCUGGGGAAGAACACUCUGCUCAACCGAUUCCGAUGGAAAAUUCUCGUGUGCCACCGGAGAUUGCGGCUCCGGAAAAAUCGAAUGCUCCGGCGCUGGAGCUGCUCCUCCUGCGACUUUAGCUGAAUUCACUCUCGAUGGCUCCGGAGGACUCGAUUUCUACGAUGUCAGUCUCGUCGACGGCUACAAUGUCCAGAUGCUGGUGGUUCCUCAAGGCGGCUCCGGUCAGAAUUGCAGCAGCACCGGCUGCGUCGUCGAUUUAAACGGAUCUUGCCCGUCGGAGCUAAGGGUGAAUAGCGUCGACGGGAAGGAGGCGGUGGCGAUGGCGUGUAAAAGUGCGUGCGAGGCGUUUCGGCAGCCGGAGUAUUGCUGCAGCGGCGCGUUUGGAUCGCCUGACACGUGUAAGCCGUCUACGUACUCGCGGAUCUUCAAGAGCGCGUGUCCACGCGCCUAUAGCUACGCGUAUGACGAUAAGUCUAGUACAUUUACGUGCGCGAAAUCUCCCAACUACGUCAUCACUUUCUGUCCUUCUCCCAACACCAGCCUAAAAUCAGCUGAGGAACACAGCACAGAGACAAUGACGACGACAAGUCCAAGUUCCGGCAGUACGACGUCGUCGCAGAUGGUCUACGAAGGUGCUCUGGACGAAAGCAGUGGUUCACCAUCUACGUAUCACGGCGUAUCACGAGCAAUCACAGUCGUUCUUCUCUCGCUUGCUUUUUGUCGUAUGUGGUGGUUCUUCUGACCAGAGAUUAUUUGUCUUAGUGUCUGCCACGUAUGCGCAGAAACAAGAACGUAUGGGCCUUUAGAAGGCCUUUUCUCACUAUAGUAAAAAUAUUUCUAAAGUUUUUCCACAUAAUGUCAACUUUUUACUCCACAUGACCAAACGUUGAAUGAUUAAACCAUUCUUAAGGAAAAUCAAGAAAGUAGGCUAUAUUAAAGCAUUAAUAUUGGUAGUAUUUUAGAUUAGUCUUAAGUCUAAACAUAGUUUUUAGGAAUAAUUUUAUAAUUAAUUUUAAAAAUUUUGAUGUUAAAAAACUAAAAUUUUGGCAAUAUACAAUGGUGGUUUUUA